AUGAAACGUGUAGGUGUUUCAGAAGCCACCCAUCUCUCUCUCUCUCUCUUUCUCUCUUUCUCUCUGUCACUUACACACACGCACUCUAUCUUUCUAUCUCUCUAUCUAUCUCAAUCUAUUCAUAUCUAUCUUAGCCUGAUCAUAUUUAUCUACCUCUUUCUGUUCAUAUCUCAGCCUGUUCAUAUCCAUCUAUUUAUUUAUUCAUGUAUCUAUCUAUCUAUCUAUCUAUCUAUCUAUCUAUCUAUCUAUCUAUCUAUCUCAGUCUGUUCAUACCUAUCUAUCUAUCUGUCUGAUUUAGUUUCUUCAUGUCUAUCUCAGCCUGUUCAUAUCUAUCUAUCUAUCUAUCUAUCUAUCUAUCUAUCUAUCUAUCUAUCUAUCUGUCUGUCUCAGUCUGUUCAUAUCUAUCUCAGCCUGUUUAUAUCUAUCUAUCUGUCUGUCUGUCUCUCACUGACUCUGUUCAUAUCCAUCUCAGCUUGUUCCUAUCUAUCUAUCUAUCUAUCUAUCUAUCUAUCUCAGUCUGUUCAUAUCUAUUUCAGCCUGUUGAUAUCUAUCUAUCUCAGUCUGUUCAUAUCUAUUUCAGCCUGUUUAUAUCUAUCUAUCUAUCUAUCUAUCUCGUUCACGUAA
Molecule: messenger RNA, 624 nt
Organism: Acanthosepion pharaonis
Lineage: Eukaryota; Metazoa; Mollusca; Cephalopoda; Sepiida; Sepiidae
Source: the annotation of a GenBank genome assembly